UAUUGUAGAAUUGGAGAACUCAACCCCAGGAAGUCUCUCGAACGCUGUGGUUGAUUCUCCUAUAAUAAUUGUAUUCUCUGAGGAUCGAGAGCGAGUGAAGUGUUGCUGUGAGAGAUGUCGCUUUAUCUCAACACCAUCAGCCUGACUGUGAGUGAGAAGAUGGCCGAGGAGAAGAGCGUACAGAAGAACUUUGAGUGUGUGGAACUGGGAGAUCUUCAGCUGAAAGAUGAGAGCAGAGAGAAAACUCCACGCAGAGUGAUUCACUUCUCCAGCGGAGAGACCAUGGAGGAAUACAGCACUGAGGACGAGGAGGAGCACACACACACACACACACACACACAGCCUGACAACCACGACCUUCUGUCCUCAGUAGACACGUCAAAGCUGACCUGGGGUCCAUAUGUCUGGUUCCAGAUGUGGAGAGCAGCUACAAACACUGUGUCAGCGUGUGAUUACGUGGGAGAGAGGAUGGCCUCGCUGUUCGGGAUCACCUCAGCCAAGUAUCAGUACGCCAUCGACGAGUACAACAGAACCCACAAACAGAAAGAGAAUGAAGAUGGGGCUUCUCCUGUCUUAGAGGAGGCCGAGUCGCAUUUUGAGGAGAAAGUAAAUGGAGAGAUGCAGGAGCAGAACAUCGGCAACACUAAACUUGAUGACACAGAGAACCUCAACAGGGAAACUUCUACUGAACCUGAGAACCUCCACGCUGAGACACCUCCUGAGGCAGAGAACCUCAAAACUGAGACGCCUCCUGAAGCGGAGAACCUUGAGGCUAAGACUCCUGCUGAACCCAAGAACCUCGACACUGAGACUCCUCCUGAACCCAAGAACAUUGAGGCAGAGACUCCUCCUGGAUCUGAGAACCUGGAUGCUCCAGUUCCUUUACAGAGCCUUUAGCCACCUUCAGGUCCAGCACUGAGUUCUCCAGGCUGAGGUUCCUCCUGCAGCAGCACUUACAGCACUAAUCUGAACACUUUCCUGUUCUUCUCGUCUUUAAUAUCAGCUGCUUUACUCACUUUAACAUCAUCAUGGAGUGAAUUUAAGGGUUUUAGUUGAGACUGAAAUAUUGAUGUACUGAUUUAAUACUGUACUGAGUUUAUAUUUAUAGUUCUCUUAUUUAUUCACUGCUCUGAGCCUUAAUUUCAUGCACUAAAGUUUCUACUGGGAUUUAUAACUUAUUUAAUAGUUCAUAUUAUUAAUAAUAAUAAUAUUU
Molecule: messenger RNA, 1213 nt
Organism: Hemibagrus wyckioides
Lineage: Eukaryota; Metazoa; Chordata; Actinopteri; Siluriformes; Bagridae
Product: protein FAM177A1-like
Exons: 5
Coding region: 115-897 (260 amino acids)
Source: RefSeq, a predicted model, not a curated record